AUGAAAAGAUUAUCAAUUGCAUUAUUAAAGUGUGAUAAAUUUGUACCGGAAUUACAAAGUAAAUUCGGAGAUAUCGAUGUUCAAUUUACAAAUUUAUUAAAAAAGAACAAGUUGGCAACAGUUGAUUUGUCAGUAUACGAAGUCACUGACUCAAAGUUUCCAAAGUGGGAUGAUGUUGUCACAAAUAAAUAUAAUGGAUUCAUUAUAUCAGGAAGUAGACACUCUGUCAAUGAUAACGUUGAAUGGACAAACGCUCUAAAAGACUAUGUUAGAAUGUUAGAUACCAACAAUAUAAAAACUGUUGGUGUUUGUUUUGGUCAUCAAAUGAUUGCAAGUGCUUUGGGUGGAACUGUUUCAGGUAAUCCUAAAGGUUGGCAAGUCUCCGAUAGAGAUUAUCUCAUCAAUCCGACUAUAUUGACAGGAUAUGGAUUGCUACCAGGUGCAAAGGAGACAGAGUUGGUUGUAGAUAUCAUGUGUAUGAACAAAGAGAUGGUCACUCAGAAACCAAAGGAUCUCAUUUGCUAUGGUGGCAAUGAGAUUUGUGCAAAUCAGGGAAUGAUCAAUUCGAAUUUCCUUACAUUCCAGGGUCAUCCUGAGUAUACACCGGAAUUAAUUAAAGAGGUAUUGAAUCUUAGAAAAGGUAUUAUACCUGACGACGUCAUUGCAGAGGGUAUCAAGAGAGCCAAUGAAUCUCAAAUCGAUUAUGAAUGGUAUUCUAAUCUUAUUAUCAAUGGCUGGUGCCGUGAUACUGAGAAUAAUUUACGUUUGAAGAGCAUUGCUGAUAGUUUGAUGCCAAGUGUUGAAUAUUUCAAUGAUUCAUUCGCAAGCAACUUUGAUUAUCUAUUUUUUUAUGGAUGUUCAUUAGAGAUGAAUCUUCAAAAAUAUAUUAUAACAACACAAAAACCAUAUAGUAAGAUAUUUUGGCCAAUAAGAUGUAAUGACAAGAAAUCUGGUUAUUUGAUUGGUUGGAAUACUAGAAGUUUCGUUGCAUGCGUCAUCGAUAUCAUAUCCGAUAUAUCGUUACAAGAUUUAGAGAUAAUAUUGAAAGAGUUAAACAAUGAUAAGAGAAUGGCAUCGUGUCCUGUUGGACAACCUAGAGUGUUAGGUGAAUGGUGUAAUAACAGUUUGACAACAACCUCAACGACAACGACAACAACAACAACAACCGAUAGCAAUAGCAGUAGUAGUCUUGGUGGUGGACCAAACAAUCUACAUGAUGUCGACUUUUGGAUAUCGAUGGAGAGAUCGGUUGGCUCUGGACAUCCUUGUUUGAAGAAGAUCUAUUGCAAUGAAUACAAGUUUCAAACAUCGUCACAGAUUGUACUCUACGAUGACACAUCGCCUUAUUACUAUACAUCUACACCUAUUUCAUUAGUACCUACUAUUGCAGGUGAUAGCAAUAGCAAUACAAUCAAUAAACAUAGUACAUCAACAUCAUCAAAGACAACGAGUAACUCUGUAUUCUCACCAGUUGCAACAUCGACACCAACAACAACCAACAGUUCAACAUCGUCACCAUCAUCUCUAUCUUCAACGAGUACAACUAGCACCAAACUUAAACCAAAUACAUCUGAUUUAGAAUCUACUUUUAAACAAAUUAACUGUUCGAAUGAUAUAAAGACAAUAUUGAAUGAGACAAUUGAAAAGUAUUAUAGAUCUACAAACAACAAUAGGAAUCCAUUACCAUCAUUACUAUCGAUAGACAGUAAACCAAAUUCGAGAUCUCUCUUUUCAAAUUCAUUCAUUACAUUGAGAAAAAGAAAGAAUUCUCUUAAACAAUCAAAUGAUAAUAAUAGUAGUAGUAAAGAUAAUGAUAGUAGUAUAGAUAAUAAUAAUAAUAAUAAUAAUAAUAUAGAUGAUAAUAGCAAUAAUAAUAAUAAUAAUAGUAGUAAUAUAAAACAAGAUAAAGAUAAUAAUAAUAAUAAUAAUAAUAAUAGUAUAAAAGAGAAAUCAAAAAGAGUUAUUUGUGCACCUCUAUAUCUAUUAAUAAUAAUAUUAAGAUUGUUUGAAAAGAUAUUAUUAAGUGUAUUGAAUAUGGAUGCACCAUUCUUAAAGAAUAAGAAGUUAAAGGAUCUAACAACACUUGGUAGUACACUGGAUAGUAGAAUCGAUGAGAUUAAACUACUCAUCAAUCAACAUCAUCAUGUAGAAGAGAAGAAAUAUUGGUUAAAUAAUAAUCAAGAUCGUGCUUUAUUAAUAGAGUAUGAUCUUAUUAUUAAUUUAAAUCGUAAUAAUAUAGUGAUUACUACAACUAUUGCACCACAUGGUGUUAUACUCUUAAAGAUUGUUUGUAUGAGUGGUGUAUUUGGUGUGUCAGUGUUGAUCAGUAUCAUCAUCGAUCUAUUCUCUAUAUUCACUCUACAUAUCUCGGUAUUCUACAGUGUCUCUGCAAGAUUCUAUCUCUUACAACUGAUGCUUUUGAAAUCUCUAUGGAAUCUAUUUAGAGGUGUAAAAUAUAAUCCACUUAGAAAGAGAACGGAUAGUUGUGAUUUCGAUCAAUAUCAACUGUUGCUAGGUACAUUGUUGUUUACGUUGAUCUUCUUCUUGUUCCCAACGACUGCAGUCUACUAUUUCUUUUUCGCUACGUUCAAAUCUAGUCUGACUGUUGUAAUGGCGUUGUUCUCACUGCUUUUACAUCUACUAAAGACAUUCCCACUGUUUGGCAUGCUAGUUUACUUUAUCGAUCAGAAAUACCUACCAAAUGGUGUAACCUUUACAGUUAAGAACAAUGAGAAUACAAAGAAACAACAAGCAACCUUAACAACAACGACAAUAACUAAUUUAGAUCAAUUACAAACACCAACAAUAACAUCAGGAGGUGGUAGUAAUAGUAGUGGAAAUGUAAACAAACCAUCUUCACCUUUAUUACAUGGACAAACAACUACAACUACAACACCCAGUGGAUUACAAUCACCAUUACACCAACGUACACAAAGUGGUAAUCUCGAUUUGUUACCUUCACUGCAGCAACAACAACAGCAACAACAGCAACAACAAUAUAUGUUAUCACCCAAGACAGGACUUGGACAUCGUCGUAAUCAAUCUCUAUCAUCGUCGACAUCGUCACCGAUUGGACCACGUGUAAAACACCAAAGUAAAAAAAGGAAAAUGAGUGGUAAAGUAGAUGAAUAUCUUGCUCAGUUGAUUGAUAUGGGAUUCGAUCCAGAGGUAUCGAGAUUGGCGGUGGAACAGACACAAUGCGCAUCACUGGAGAGAGCCAUUGAAUUUAUCUAUAGCUUGUCGAAUUCCGGUGCAGUACCAGACACCACACCACUGGGUCGUUCCAAUACACCAACAACACUGCCCACCAAUAACUAUGUGACGAGCUCGUCGAAUCUCUCGAGACAAAACUCGGCGACACCCACCAAGAAGAUCAGAACCUCGAUGAGAGACUCCAAUGAGUAUGUCGACUCGGACGACGAGUACUACCAGGACGUCGACGACUACCAAUUCGACGAGCCCGUCAUCGAAGCAAUGACCACCUCCAACACUGUCGUACAGGCAUCGGAAAUCAUUGCCAAUGCACUCGUUGAGAUUCAGCGAAUUGAAUCGGUAACAGAGACUUCUCCAUGUGCUGCAACUCUUAUGUUAUUGAAAUAUCAAUGGAAUGGUAACAAAUUGUUAGAACAAUAUUAUGAGAAUCCAGAUAAAGUAAAAAGAUUAGCAGGUGUUCCAGAAAAAGAAGAAUACACUGCUCUUCAAUCGACUAAAGAGGAUUGCUCUGUAUGUUGUGAUACAAUGGAUAAGAAGAAUACUUGUUAUUUAUCAUGCAAACAUUAUUGUGGAGUUAUUGUAUCAGAUAGAUUCAUUCAAGAGGUAGUACCAAAAGCCUAUCCAAAAUAUUUAGAGAGAUUGGCACAAACCUAUGUAGAUAAAAAUCCAAAUAUGAGAUGGUGUCCAACUGCUAAUUGUGGUAAUGCAUUGAAGGCUGAUAGUCAAGCGGAAUCAGUUGCACAAUGUUCAUGUGGAUUCAGAAUGUGUUUCAAGUGUAAUCAAGAAUCACAUGUACCAGCAAACUGCGAUCAGAUCAAGUUGUGGAAGAAGAAAAAUCAAGAUGAUUCAGAGACUGCCAAUUGGAUCCAGUCUCACACUCAAGACUGUCCAAAGUGUCACUCAUCCAUCGAGAAGAACGGUGGUUGCAAUCACAUGACAUGCAAGAAAUGCACACAUGAAUUCUGUUGGGUUUGUAUGGGUAAUUGGAGAGGUCACAGCUCAUGUAAUUCAUUCAAGAAAGAAGAUAAUAGUAAUAAGUCUGAUUCAAAGAGAGCUCUUGAAAGAUAUUUGUUUUAUUUCCAUCGUUAUAAUACUCAUGAACAGAGUAAAAAGUUUGAAACUAAACUCAGACAGGAUGCAAUGAAUACUAUUUUUGCGCUACAGAACAACAAGGAUAAGCGUUGGAUCGAUGUCAAAUUUAUUGAGUCGUCGACAGAGACUCUGAUUCAGUGUAGAAGAACCUUGAAAUAUACAUACGUAUUUGGAUUCUAUUUGCCAGAGGGUGCCGAGAAGAAUUUGUUUGAGUAUUUACAGUCGGAUCUCGAGAGAACCACCGAGAAGCUCUCGGGUCUUUUGGAGAAGGGUGAAAAUCAAAACGUAAUGGAACUCAAGGAAAUCACCAAUUUGGCAUCGACCAAACUCAACCAUCUCCUCGACGGUGUAGAGGAAGGUUUAACUUCUGGCGGUAAAAAAACAAUUAGAUAA
Molecule: messenger RNA, 4698 nt
Organism: Heterostelium album PN500
Lineage: Eukaryota; Evosea; Eumycetozoa; Acytosteliales; Acytosteliaceae
Product: ubiquitin-protein ligase
Exons: 15
Coding region: 1-4698 (1565 amino acids)
Biological process (GO): GPI anchor biosynthetic process
Cellular component (GO): endoplasmic reticulum; membrane
Molecular function (GO): zinc ion binding; protein binding
Source: RefSeq, a predicted model, not a curated record